UACCAAUACUAUGACAGCUACACGUGAUGAAAGUACAAUCUUGACAACAGAAGAAGUCACUAUAACAGCUUCAAAUGAAGAAACAUUGACAACUACCAAUGAAUAUACUAUGACAGCUACAAAUGAUGACGUUAUGAUGACGACAGACGAAGUUACAAUGAUGACAGAUGAAGGAACUCAAAUAACUACAAAUGAAGGUACUAUUACAACUACAGAUGGCGGUAUUAUAAAACCUACAGAUGAAGAUACUGUGACGUCGACACAUACAGGUAUUCUGAUAGCUACAAAUAAUAGUUCUGCGACGUCUACAUAUAAAGGUACGUCGACAUCUACAUAUGAACUUAUUGUGCCGUCAACAGAUAAAGGUUCUGUUGCAGCUACAAAUGAAGGCACUACGACGGCGACAGAUGAUACUGUUGCAACAACCAAUACAUCUACUUGUCAGUUUGGCCAAUAUUCCUGUUUGGACACAUCGUCCUGUAUUGAGGAAACCGAGGUAUGCGAUGAUGUUGCAAACUGUCCUGAUGCAGAUGAUGAAGAAGAUUGCGGUGAUAAUUCACAGAGUAACACUGCAUUUUUAUUCAACUUGAACUUGGGUUCGGCUGGUUCCCUUUUUGGCGGUCAGUCGGGGUCAGUGACUGUUGGUUUCUCAAUAUUUCUGUUGCUUGCUUCGCUCACAGUCCAUAAUAUGUGAAGUCCGUCGGUGUAUUUCCUUGUUGAGUUAUACGCUUAAUCAUAGAUGAUAAACAAUGGUAUGAAGAGGGAGCUGAUAGAACAACAAGACUGUAACAAUGGUAUGGCAAAGGAUUAAAGUAUCAAACGAUGAUGUGAACCAAGGAACAGUCUUGUUGAUUCCAACUCAUCUUGCAUUUAUUAGAAUAACGUCAUCAAGUAAAACCUAGAUGAUGUGGA
Molecule: messenger RNA, 912 nt
Organism: Owenia fusiformis
Lineage: Eukaryota; Metazoa; Annelida; Polychaeta; Sabellida; Oweniidae
Source: the annotation of a GenBank genome assembly